This is a messenger RNA of Arachis ipaensis, 528 nucleotides long. RefSeq lists its product as uncharacterized. Gene Ontology annotation, biological process: DNA integration. The record is from RefSeq and is a predicted model, not a curated record. Gene Ontology annotation, molecular function: nucleic acid binding. Lineage: Eukaryota; Viridiplantae; Streptophyta; Magnoliopsida; Fabales; Fabaceae.
AUGAGGAGUCGACCUCUUGCAGCCAUUCCUGGUAGGCCUUGGGCAAGUCAAGAGAUCACCAGAUUUGGAAUUCCUGAAACCAUGAUAUCAGAUAAUGGGACACAGUUCACAGACAAAAAGUUCGGAGAGUUCCUCUCCGGAUUAGGAGUUAAGCAGAAGUUCUCCUCGGUAGAGCACCCAUUGAGUAAUAGUCAGUUUUAUAGGACAAUACCCCAGUCCUCUACCGGAAAAACGCCUUUCUGGCUUACCAAUGGAGUAGACGCGGUGAUUCCAGUUGAAAUAGGGGAGCCGAGUCCAAGGUUGCUCCUCGGCGGUGGUGAAGAAGCAGUAGAGAAAGACCUGAUUGAUGAGACAAGGGAGAUGACCCAUUUGUCGGAAAUGGCAUUGAAACAGAGAAUAGCAUUGCGAUACAAUAGGAAAGUGCUAGGCAGGAGUUUCGAGAAAGGCGACCUCGUAUUACGGUGCAAUGAUAUCAGGCUACCGACCCCAGCAGAAGGAAAACUGGUGGCGAACUGGGAGAGCCCAUAA